CAGAUCCAACAUGUUUAAUCUGAGCAGAAGAGAAUCAUUCGUGGUCCAGAGUGAAUUCUCCACUUGAAAACAAUUACACAUAUUCCAACCGGAGGGUCCUCCCCAAUCAAACCCACCCACACGUAUUGCUGCCAUAAAGCUCCCACCCUGCGCUGUGCGUAGACGCGCGUCGCGAGAGCAUUGACUGUACUAGCAGCUAUCGUGGACGUGAAAGAAGAAGGGAAAAAAGGAGAGAGGGAGCAGAGAGCAGCAGCAGCAGCAGCAGCAGGAGGAGGAGGAGGACACAACCAGGACUACAACACACCGAACGGACGAAAACAGAAGCUGGAUGAUAUCCGCAGCAGACCUGGAGCUCUGAGCCGCCGGAGAGACGACGUGGUGCGGAUAGUACCGCAGGAUAGCCUGUAUUUUUUUUUUGUCUUCCCCUCCCUCCGCCGCAGUGAAAGCAGCCCGAGCUGUCGGUCAGGAGGCUCGCGACUCGCCUGCUCUUCCUCGUCAGAAAAGAGGAAGGUUUAGGGAGACGCGGACUGAAGGAGUUGGGAUGUCCUGAGUCAGCCCUCCGGUCCCAGAGAGCAGUUUGCCGAUGGGACCUGCUGCUCCACCAUGAGCUUACAAGAUGGCGGCUGCAGCUACGCCAGCAGCGCCAACCUGGCCACCAUUACGGGCAGCAUGCGGCGGCGCCUGGAGGACCAGGAGUUCACCCUGCGUGUCUAUCCGGGCUCGCUGGCCGAGGGCACCAUCUACUGCCCGGUCGCCGCCCGCAAAAUCACCACCGCCGCCGAGGCCAUCGAGUGCCUCAUCGAGCGCCUGCGCCUGGAUCGCACCAAGUGCUACGUGUUGGCCGAGGUGAAGGAGUUCGGUGGGGAGGAAUGGAUCCUCAACCCGGGAGACUGCCCAGUUCAGCGCAUGAUGCUGUGGCCGAGGACCGCCCUGGAGAACCGCAGCGGCCUUGGCAGUGGCGAAGACUAUCGCUUCCUGCUGCGAGAGAAGAACCUGGACGGGUCUAUCCACUAUGGCGGCAGCUUGCAGAUGUGGCUGCGGGUGACGGAGGAGCGGCGGCGCAUGGUGGAACGGGGUUUCCUACCCCAGCCGGCCGGGAACGACCCGCCAUCCGACCUGUGCGCUCUCCCGGAGCUGACCGAGCGCGCCCUUCUGGAGAGCCUGCGCGCCCGCUUCAGGCAGGAGAAGAUCUACACUUACGUUGGGAGUAUUCUUAUCGUGAUCAACCCUUUCCAGUUCUUGCCGAUCUACAACCCGAAGUACGUCAAACUGUACGACAACCACACACUGGGGAAGCUGGAGCCGCACAUUUACGCCGUGGCGGACGUGGCGUACCACGCCAUGUUGCAGCGACGGAAAAACCAGUGCAUCGUGAUCUCCGGCGAAAGCGGAUCGGGCAAAACGCAGAGCACCAACUUCCUCAUCCAUCACCUGACCGCCCUCAGCCAAAAGGGGUUCGCAAGUGGCGUGGAGCAGAUCAUCCUGGGAGCGGGACCCGUUUUGGAGGCUUUUGGGAACGCCAAGACGGCGCACAACAACAACUCCAGCCGCUUCGGGAAAUUCAUCCAGGUCAACUACCAGGAGAGCGGCACCGUCAGAGGAGCUUAUGUGGAGAAAUAUCUGCUGGAGAAAUCCCGCCUGGUGUACCAGGAGCACAACGAGAGGAACUACCACGUGUUUUACUACCUGCUGGCUGGAGCCAGUGAGGAAGAGAGGAAGGCUUUCCACCUGCUCAAACCAGAGGAGUACCACUACCUUAACCAGAUGACAAAGAGACCACACAAACUCCACUGGGACAAUUUCUAUGAGUCUGAGCUGCAGGAUUGUUUCACCGUGGAGGGAGAAGACCUGAAGCAUGACUUCGAGCGGCUGCAGCUGGCCAUGGAGAUGGUCGGGUUCCUACCGUCCACCCGCAAACAGAUUUUCUCCCUGCUGUCUGCCAUCCUGCACCUGGGGAACAUCCGUUACAAGAAGAAGACCUACAGGGACGACUCCAUCGACAUCUGUAAUCCGGAGGGUCUGCCCAUCGUCUCGGAGCUGCUGGAGGUGAAAGAGGAAAUGCUACUUGAAGCCCUGACGACCAGGAAGACGGUGACCGUCGGCGAGAGGCUCAUCGUUCCCUACAAACUAGCAGAGGCCAACACAGUGAGAGACUCGAUGGCCAAGUCUCUGUACAGCGCGCUGUUUGACUGGAUCGUGUUCAGGACGAACCACGCCCUGCUCAACAACAAGGACCUGGAGGACAGCUCAAAGAUCCUCUCCAUAGGAGUGCUGGACAUCUUCGGCUUCGAGGAUUAUGAGAACAACAGCUUCGAACAGUUCUGCAUCAACUUCGCUAACGAGCGCCUCCAACACUACUUCAACCAACACAUCUUCAAGUUGGAACAGGAGGAGUACCGGGCUGAGGGCAUCUCGUGGCACAACAUUGACUACAGCGACAACAGCGGCUGCCUCAACCUCAUCAGCAAGAAACCCACGGCUCUGUUCCACCUGCUGGACGAGGAGUGCAAUUUCCCCCAGGCCUCCAAUCAGACCUUGCUGGACAAGUUCAAGCGUCAGCAUGAAGGAAACAGCUACAUCGAGUUCCCCGCCGUCAUGGAGCCCGCCUUCAUCAUCAGACACUACGCUGGUAAAGUCAAGUAUGGAGUCAAGGACUUCAGGGAGAAGAACACUGACCACAUGAGGCCCGACAUCGUCGCCUUGCUGAAGAGCAGCAAGAACGCCUUCAUCUGCGGCCUGAUGGGGAUUGACCCGGUGGCAACCUUCCGCUGGGCCGUGUUGCGGGCCUAUUUCAGAGCCGUUGUGGCUUUCAGGGAGGCCGGCCGCAGACACACCCACAAAAACACAGGGAAUGAUGCAGCUGUUCCCUGUCCUGUAGUCAAAACUGUUGACAGCUUCAGCUUCAUUCAUCAUCCGGUUCACCAGCGGAGCCUUGAGAUCCUUCAGAGAUGUAAAGAUGAAAAAUACAGUAUCGCUCGGAAGAAUCCACGAACGCCUUUGUCGGCUCUUCAAGGCACCAAUGCCCUGAACGAGAAGGCCAGCUGGGAUGGCUAUGGCGUUGGGUGCAACGGUCGCGGCUCGCGAUCAGGUUGCGUCUCGUCAUCAGGAAGCCCCGCCCUGGAGGAAGAGGGCAUCUUCCUGAACUCAGGCAGCAGCAAGCUCCUGGAGAGAGCUCAGGGCAUCCUACUGAGAAACAAAAACUGCAAAAGUAAACCAAGCCUUCCCAAGCACUUGUUGGACGUGAAGUCUCUGCGCUAUCUGAGCAGCGUGACGCUCCAUGACCGCAUCACCAAGUCUCUGCUCCACCUGCACAAGAAGAAGAAGCCACCCAGCAUCAGCGCUCAGUUCCAGGCGUCCCUCACCAAGCUGAUGGAGACUCUGGACCAAUCAGAGCCGUACUUCGUCAAGUGCAUCCGCUCCAAUGCAGAGAAGCUGCCGCUGCGCUUCAACGACAGCCUGGUGCUCAGGCAGCUGCGCUACACCGGAAUGCUGGAGACGGUCCGGAUCCGCCAGUCGGGAUACAGCAUCAAGCACACCUUCCAGGAGUUUGUUCGCCAUUUUCAUGUGCUGCUGCCUCGAGGAACGAGCCCCACCAAGUCCGGGAUCCGAGAGUUCUUCAGACGGAUCCACCUGCCUCCCGCCGGGUACCAAGUGGGCCACACAAUGGUGUUCCUGCGCGAGGCGGAGCGACAGCGUCUGCAGACCCUCCUUCACCAGGAAGUGCUGAGGCGAAUCGUCAUGCUGCAGCGUCGCUUCAGAGCCGUCCUGGAGAGGAGACACUUUGUCAGCAUGAGGCGAGCAGCGCGCUUCAUCCAGCGAUGGUGGCGUUCGUGGCUCUUCAGUCAAUCUGGCGUGGACUCGAGCGUUGAGGAGGCGGCAGUGGUGUGUCUGCAGUCAGCGUGGCGCGGAUACAGGGAGCGCAGGCGGUUCCUGCAGCAGCGGGCGUCUGCCGUCACCAUACAGCGCAGCUGGAGGAGCUGCCGCCGGCGCCACUGCACCCAGGCGGCCGUAGUCAUCCAGACGGCCUGGAGGCGGGUCAGGGAGAGGAACCGGUUCUGUAGGGCGCGCAGCUCCGUGACGCAGCUGCAGGCCAUCGGCCGGGGAUACCUGGCUCGAGUCAGGUUUAAACUCCUAAGGGAGCAAAGUGAAAGGCUCAGCAGACGGCCGAGGCCUGACACAGGGACGGAUGUGGGGAACCUGGAGGACUUGGUCCCAUCAGGACUGGACGUUUCUGUUAGCGCAGACUCUUCCGAGGAACCUGAUCCCACCAAGACGGACCGAGAUGAUGACUCGGAGCGAUCCAGGAGCACGGACGAGAUGAGCCACAAGAGCCGGUCGAAGCGGGAGAGCAGGCGCAUGAGAGAACUGGAGCAGGCCCAGUUCAGCUUGGAGCUCCUCAAAGUCCGAACCACCAGCAUUGGGGGUUCUCUCCUAGAAGACGCCACCCCUGACAGCAGCCUCGCUCAGACGGAUGACCGUCAUCAAAGACUCUCGCCACAGGGAUCCCUGGCUAGUCACGGCAGUUUUGAGAUGCUCAGCGUGGACGAAAUGGAGAUGGAAGGAAGACCUCUGGAAAUUCUCCGAGAUUCAAACCACAAUGAGAAACCAGUGAAGGAGCUGAGGCCAGAGGGACCAAGGGCGACGUUUUACAUCCCUUCGGAACAGAGUCCAGCCAACCUGGGAAGUCCUUCGAGAUCCGUCAAAGAUAGAAAGGAGUCGGUUUCCCGAAGGCCUGUGGUGGUGUUGAUCAGCAUGCAGAAAGAGAGUCCUGUGGAGGAGGGGGAGCUGCUGGCAGCUCACACCCUAGAAGGGGCUUCUCAAACGGGACCCUUUGACUCCUCUACAGCACCCAGUGAAGGUGUAGGUGCACCCACACACAAGGAGCAACCCACUGAAGUCUUCCCCCACGCGAAGAGAGAUGUAGCUGGGGCGGAGAAGCCCUCAAAGCUUCCAACUCAAGCACUACGAGGAGAGAACCCAGAGGAACCAGCACUUUGUCCCCCAAAGGUGGACGUCCAGAUCAGCCAAAAGUCCAGUGUGUCCACUGUUCUUCCAGGUAAGCAGGAAAGGAAGACAGUCCGUCCUGCACAGGAGGCUCCCAGCCCGAUACUGGACACCAAACCGCCAAAAGCCCAGAAGAAGAGCUCCGCUCAGACUGUGAUCGUGAACAUGGUGGAGAAACCGUCCAGCACUGUGUUCUCUCCACCCAGACGCAAGCUGCCUUUCUCCAAGUCGGAUAAGGAUUUGGUGAACCAGGAGAGAUCUCUCUCUCUUUCUAUGCACAGAGACGACUCUAAAUCUGCUGGAUCCAGAAACAGAGAGCAGGUGAGCCGCCCCGGCCCCAAAAAGAAAGCCCGAAUGUCCCGGACGCGCUCCGACUUCCUGACCCGCUGUAACUCGGAGGGGGCCACCCAGUCGGAUGACGACGACGAAUACUACAUCCCCGCACACUCCUGCACGCUGCCCCUCUCCCUGUCUCCCUCACGAGCCCACCCCAACACCGACUGUCACAGUGACUCCGAGAUGUCUCAUAAAGAGCAGAAGAAGAUCCAUAAGACCAUGUCAUCAGGGGACCUGGGCAAAGUGGAAAUCCUCAGGAAAUCUUCCAAUCAGGAUGGAAGCAGGAUGAGAGGUAAGAUGCGUUUCUGGAGCAAGACGAAACACAGUGAGAAAAAACUGUCGAGGGAGAAGCAAACCAGCAGGAGUGAGGCUGGUGAGACGCAUGAAAGUGCAUCUCCUCCGCGGAGUCCAGACUUGGAAGUGGUUCCUUCGCGGGAGACCCGGGACACUAAGGAGAACAAGGAGCCCUCUCCAAAGAUGAAGCGGCGCCGCAGCUUAAAGAUAAGCAGCAUCGCCGUGGAACCGGCCCAGUGGCAGAACGACUCGCUGCACAUCCUCACCUCGGCCCACGACUACCGCACCAUGAACGAAUUUCUCAUGAAGAAGAUCGCUGACUUGGACUCAGAAGAUAGUAAAAAGGACACCAUGGUAGAUGUUGUCUUCAAGAAAGCACUGAAGGAGUUCAGGAUCAACAUCUUCAACUCAUACUCCACCGCCCUUGCUAUGGAUGACGGGAGGAGUAUCCGCUACAAGGACCUGCACGCGCUGUUCGAGCACAUCCUGGAGAAGACCAUGCGUCUGGAGCAGAGGGACUGGAGUGAGUCGCCGGUGAAGGUGUGGGUCAACACCUUCAAGGUUUUCCUGGACGAAUUCAUGACCGAGUACAAACCCAUGGAGGGAACCAUCGGCAGGACUCUAAAGCGUGAACGCAAAAAAUCCAGGAAGAAGGAAACUGACAUUGUGGAAGAGCAUAAUGGGCACAUCUUUAAGUCCACUCAGUAUAGCAUCCCCACCUACUGCGAGUACUGCUCCUCCCUGAUCUGGAUGAUGGACCGAGCCUGCGUUUGCAAAUUGUGCCGCUACGCCUGCCACAGGAAGUGCUGCUCCAAGAUGACCACCAAGUGCAGUAAAAAGUACGACCCAGAGCUGUCGUCCCGUCAGUUUGGGGUGGAGUUGUCUCGUCUGACCAGUGAUGAGCGUGCCGUUCCCCAGCUGGUGGAGAAACUCAUCAACUACAUCGAGAUGCACGGCCUCUACACUGAGGGAAUCUACAGGAAGUCGGGCUCCACCAAUAAGAUCAAAGAACUCCGGCAGGGCCUGGACACAGAUGUGAGCAGCGUCAUUCUGGACGACUACAACAUCCAUGUCAUUGCCAGCGUUCUCAAACAGUGGCUCCGCGACCUGCCCAGCCCCCUCAUGACCUUUGAACUGUAUGAAGAGUUCCUCAGAGCCAUGGGCCAACCGGACAAGCGGGAGGUGAUCCAAGGCGUGUACUCUGUCAUCGACCAGCUCAGCCGGACACACCUCAGCACCCUGGAGCGCCUCAUCUUCCACCUGGUCAGGAUUUCCCUGCAGGAGGAGACCAACAGGAUGUCCGUCAACGCUCUCGCCAUCGUCUUUGCUCCCUGCAUCCUCCGUUGUCCGGACACCAUUGACCCGCUGCAGAGUGUCCAGGACAUCAGCAAAACCACAGCGUGUGUGGAGCUGAUCAUCAACGAGCAGAUGAGCAAGUACAAAGCUCGUCUGAAGGACAUCAGCAGUCUGGAGUUUGCAGAGAGCAAAGCCAAGAGCAGGCUGACCCACAUCAGGAGGUCCCUGAAACCUGUACUAAUUGCUGUUAGGUUUAUGAGCAUUACCCGCUCUACCACCCCGCCUAGCACAGCUACGUUUAAGAACAAAGUUCGUGUUCGGCAAAGCGGCUCCCACAUCCCCUCGCCUCCUCUGAGCCCUAAAGCAGAAGGAGACGGAGUGGGAGGCGCCGGAGGAGGAGGAGGAGGAGAGGAGGCAGCAGGAGAAACGGAGAUCAAUGAGCAGCAGCAGCAGGCCAUGCAGCAGGAGGAGCGGAUCCUCACGGAGCAGAUCGAGAGUUUGCAGAAAGAGAAGGAGGAGCUGACAUACGAGAUGUUGGUGUUGGAACCACGCGCGUCCGACGAUGAAACGCCUGAAUCGGAGGCCUCCAUCGGCACAGCGGACAGCUCUGAAAACAUCACCAUGGAGAUGGAAGGAGCCACAUCCGACCCCUCUGAACGCGGGACGUAUCGAUCGAGGAAGUCCGAGGCGAAGACCAGACGGACUCUGCGUCGUCAGCCGGACUCUCAGGACUCGGUCGACUCCACCUCUACCGCCUCCUCCUCCUACCAGCCCUCUUCCUCCCUCUCCUCCAUAGCCUCCGGUUCCCCGUCCCCCCACUACCGCUUCCGUUCGUCCUCCUCCGGGCCCCUGCUCACCUCCUGCGGCCUGGGGGCCCCGCUGGCGGAACCGGAGGAUGGCCAAAGGACUGGAAAGACUCGCCUCAGGCUCAGGCUGAGCCGCAGCUCGCCGCGCGACUCCUCUGGAAGCCAUCAGAGGGAGUCGGACUUUGGCCCGGGCCCACAGCAGCUGGUUCUGUACAGCAAUAACGAGUUUAUGGUGUGAUGAUGAAGUGGGUGACGAAGACUGGCUGCUGCUGGUUUCUGAAGGGAAUUAUGGGAAGGUUGCAGGUUAGUGCGGACGCCCUCCUCUUUGCCCAAUCCCCAUCACCCUCUGACCCAGUCGAAGCUGAGCGAAUUGGGGCAGCGACAAUGCGGAGGGACAUUGUGGCAAACGGUCAAGAGAAGUGGACUUGAUUAUCUGUGCGGACCAAUGUGAAGUUAGGACAUCUCAGUACUUUAUGGCCCCUGCAGGUGUACCAGGGGUCGCUUAAAGGAACAACGAGAGGGGGAAGAAAAGAUACUGUUGGGGGUGGCGGUGUUACUUUAAAACAAAUUCCUGCAAAGCCAAAUCUUACAACGCCCCAUCUUUAUUUUUCAGCAUGUGGGCAGGUGGGUAAAGCCACCGAGAAGAAAUGUAGCCAUACUGACUGAACUGGUGGAACCAGCGCCAAGCUAAGUGUGCUUU
Xiphophorus maculatus (southern platyfish) is the source of this 8436-nucleotide messenger RNA. Its product is annotated as unconventional myosin-IXa-like. Gene Ontology annotation, molecular function: protein binding; microfilament motor activity; GTPase activator activity. NCBI's taxonomy places the organism in Eukaryota, Metazoa, Chordata, Actinopteri, Cyprinodontiformes, Poeciliidae. Gene Ontology annotation, biological process: intracellular signal transduction. The coding region runs from base 604 to 7974 and encodes 2456 amino acids. Gene Ontology annotation, cellular component: myosin complex. The record is from RefSeq and is a predicted model, not a curated record. The transcript has 45 exons.